Messenger RNA from Pelobates fuscus (common spadefoot toad), 1192 nucleotides. Its product is annotated as arylamine N-acetyltransferase, pineal gland isozyme NAT-3-like. Gene Ontology annotation, molecular function: arylamine N-acetyltransferase activity. The transcript has 4 exons. The coding region runs from base 364 to 1176 and encodes 270 amino acids. NCBI's taxonomy places the organism in Eukaryota, Metazoa, Chordata, Amphibia, Anura, Pelobatidae. The record is from RefSeq and is a predicted model, not a curated record.
GUCUGUAGAACACAGCCAGCUGUGGACUGCGGCUCCCAUGGUGCUCAGCCAAUCCAUUAAUCUUGUUGACAGCGCCCAGAAUGUGACAGCUCCCUCUCUCCUCUCUCGCAGAUCGUGACCGUCUGCAGCUCUCUCUUCCUGUUGCUUUACAUCUGGAUUUAUUACGAGAAUUUCCAUUUCCACGUCACUCACUUCUACGCCCAGCUGGGAUAUCCAAGGGCCCAGCACCUUGUGGGGCAGCGAUACUUGAGAGGAGUUGGUGUCCGCAGGAAUCCAGAUCUUGCCGCACACUGGUUCAGCCGUGCAACUCAGAACAUCAUGUAUGCCGGCUCCACACAGAACCAAACCCUGGACAUGUAGGGAAUGGAUGUCAAGGCGUAUCUGCACCGAAUUGGUAUUACAGCUACCCCGGCACCCUCUCUUGUUGCCUUACGCAAGUUACACCGCCAGCACUUACUAUCCAUUCCUGUUGAAAACCUCAGUUUCCACAGUGAUGAGAACAUUGCUCUGGACCAAGAUUUUCUGUAUGAAAAAAUCGUGGUAAAAAGACGAGGUGGUUGCUGUUUUGAAAACAAUGGCCUUCUCUUGUGGUUGCUCCAAGUAUUGGGAUACAAGGUAUUUGUGCUGUCUGCCAGAGUACGAGACAGGACCACUGGUUUCUUUGGUCCUCCCACCCACAUGGUCCUGACAGUAGAACUUGAGGGUAGGUGGUGGCUUUGUGAUGUAGGAUUCGGAGAAGGAAUUAGGGAGCCAUUACCUUUAGUAGCUGGGUGGGAAGAGGAGCAGGAAUGUGGCAAAUUUAGACUACGAGAAAAUCAAGAGGAAUGGGUUUUGGAGGAAAAUAAGGACGGCACUUGGACCGGCCUUUAUAAAUUCACGCUGGAAGAGCGAUGCUUGGAGGAUUUUAAAUGGUCUUCUGAAUAUCAUCAGUCAUCCCGAAGUUCUAUCAUUUUCUGCAAGACUUUCUGCACUCUCCAACUCCCUCGAGGAAGACUGACCUAUGUCGGGCACAAGCUGAUCAGCACCGAGUUCAUUGCAGAACGGGGGAAGGUGAAAACCACACAGCAUCUCAAGGAUGACGAAAUCCUCAAUGUGCUCAGAGAUCGGUUUGGGAUUGUUCUAAGUCGAAUGUUUUUCCCAAAGGAUGAGAAGAUGUUACCCUUAGCCUAUGCGUAAUGUCCUGUAUCCUUAU